Messenger RNA from Lingula anatina, 2343 nucleotides. Its product is annotated as transcription initiation factor TFIID subunit 5. The record is from RefSeq and is a predicted model, not a curated record. Gene Ontology annotation, molecular function: protein binding; RNA polymerase II general transcription initiation factor activity. Gene Ontology annotation, biological process: transcription initiation at RNA polymerase II promoter. Gene Ontology annotation, cellular component: transcription factor TFIID complex. NCBI's taxonomy places the organism in Eukaryota, Metazoa, Brachiopoda, Lingulata, Lingulida, Lingulidae.
ACUUAGCUCAGUAUGGAAGGCAACAGCACCGAAACUCGGCCCCAAGCGGCAAACGGUGCGUCGACAAAUGGCAGUUCAACAGAUAAGCAGACGCUAUAUGCAGUGCUGCAGUACCUUCGCAAGAACAAUCUGAAGGAAACUGAAACUCUGUUAAAGAAAGAGGCAAAUAUCCAAGAUGAUGAUGUUCCCAAAGAACAGCAGUCACAAAAUGCUUCGGAAGUUUCACAGGCCCUGGCUGCAUACAAGAGUGAAGGAGACCCAUCCCUCUAUGAGGAUUUCUAUACAAAUUUAAAGAACUUUGUAGAACAAUCAUUGGAUACAUACAAGGGUGAACUGGCUGCACUGCUAUACCCAGUGUUUGUACAGAUGUAUCUGGAAUUGAUAUAUAAUGGGCAUGAAGUAGCAGGCCAAAUAUUUUUCAUAAAAUUCUCUCAAGAACAAGAAAGCUAUUAUGAAGAUGAUCUCAUCAAGUUGUCAACAGUCUCUAAAAAAGAGCAUAUGCAGGGAAACCAGCUCAUGGAAAGCUUCAGAACUAGCAGAUUUGUCAUCAGAAUGUCAAGGGAGUCCUACACACAACUAAAAAGGUACCUCCAAGAGAAGAAACAAGCGCUUUUAUUAAAUAUCAUACAAGAACGCCUAUUUAUUGAUGUGUAUGAUGGUUUACCAAGAACCAAGCAGCAGAUAGAUGUCACAUCUGGAGGGAUGUCUGGGGAAGCCAGGAGAGAAGCCAACAAGUCCAAGGUUCUGUAUGGGCUUCUGAAGGAACCUGAUAUAAACAUAUCCUUGGAUGAUGAUGAUGAUGCAGAUGGAGAGGAUAAAGAUAAACCUAAGAAAAAGAAACAAAAGAAAGAUCUGCUGUCCAUGAAGAAAUCAAAAAAUGACCCAAAUGCUCCCAGUAACACAAGGAUACCCCUUCCUGAACUCAAAGACACAGACAAAAUAGAAAAAGCCAAUGCAUACAAGGAAGCCUUGAAGAGAGUUAAAAUAACACAAGAGAAUAAACCAUCUAUUUGUUUUUACACUUUGUUGAAUUCUUAUGAAAACACAACAUCAAUAGAAAUUAGUGAAGACUCCAGCAUUCUCAGUGCAGGUUUCAGUGAUGCUGUGAUCAAAGUUUGGUCAACAACCCCCAAUAAGUUGCGGUGUAUGAAGACUGGUGUGGAAUUGGAUAUGAUUGACAAGGAUGUUGAUGAUGUAUUAGAAAGAAUGAUGGAUGAUAGAACAGCCUCAGAAUACAAGACUCUAUGUGGCCACAGUGGGCCAGUUUAUUCCACCAGUCUCAGCAUGGAUAAAAACUUUCUUGUCUCAAGUUCAGAGGAUGGAACAGUAAGACUGUGGAGCCUAUUGACAUGGAGUAAUUUAGUAUGCUAUAAAGGACACAUUUCUCCAGUGUGGGAUGUGACAUUUAGUCCACAUGGUCACUACUUUGCCUCUGCCAGUCAUGAUAGAACAGCACGGCUGUGGGCCACAGAUCAUUAUCAGCCUCUUAGGAUCUUUGCAGGCCAUUUGUCAGAUGUAGAUAGUAUACAGUUUCACCCUAACAGUAAUUACAUUGCCACAGGAUCCAGUGAUCGCACUGUAAGACUGUGGGAUGUUCUAGGGGGCAAUUGUGUAAGAAUACUCACGGGACACAAGGGUGCUAUUCACUGUUUGCGGUUUUCACCUGAUGGAAGAUAUCUAGCUUCAGCAGGUGUAGAUAAAACAAUUUUAUUGUGGGAUCUGGCUAAUGGGACCUUAGUAGGCCAGUUGAAGGGUCAUACUGGCACUAUCUACUCAUUGAGUUUCAGUAGAGAUGGUUCAGUUUUAGCCUCGGGUGGCAUGGAUAACUGUGUGAAACUAUGGCAAGUUUCGAAAGUCUUCAAUAGUCAGGACAGUGAAGGGGAUCUAAAUGUUCCAGCAAAUGUAGACUUAAAUGAGAAUUAUGAAUUUGGAUCAUAUCAAACAAAGGCAACACCAGUGCUGUGUACGCAUUUCACAAGAAGAAAUUUGUUGUUAGCUAGUGGGCCAUAUACUCCCUCAUGACAAAGGCCACUACUACUCUCAGAUUGCACAGAUUUUGGUGCAUUUGAACAGACAUCGGUCCCACUCCUGGCAGGAGUGACCCAUAUUAUAAACAUCUUAUCUGUGUUGAACCACAUUCUAGGAGCACUGGGUGCCUUGCACAGACUACUACAGUGGUUUAAUAGGACAGAUAAGGGGGGAGACACUAUGAUAAACAAAGACCAAAUGAGUCCCAUAAUUCUGGGAUUAUUUUUCUUUAAAAAAAUUAUGUAUUACAGCAGAUUAAUUUUUGUACCAGGAGUGCUUUCUUUUGUAUGUUUUGUAUAUCAGGUACCAUAAAAU